CUGAGGCCAAGCAAGGGCCGAGGCAAUGGCUCAGAUCCGCAGACUAGGGUAGAAAGAAGGAAUGUCCCAGCACUCCCGGGUUUGGAUUUGUCGAUCCUGUGUCCGCGAUAGGAUUGAAAGAGUGGCCGUAACUGCGGCCACUCAAGGCGGUAGAGUGACUGGGAACCGAGGCGGGAGGGACGAUUUAGAGAAUGGUGAUUCUGGCUGGAAGUUGCAGUCAAUGAGAAGCCACGGAGGUAGCCAGCGUAGCCGAUUCAGUCUUGUAGAGUCUGUCUUUGUACAAACUAGUCCGUGCACUUCAAAACAUUCUUGGACGGCGGGUGUGAUAGAGUUUACCUCUUCCACUACUACUAUCGUUGUACAACGUAGUGCUGUGAAGUGAUUGGUGCGGUCAAUUAAUGUAUAGCGACGAAAUCAAGACCAAGAUUGUCGUGGUAGCAUUCUCUGGCUUAUCGGGAUAUUGCCCUCAUUUCGUUCGUCAGAGUCCAAUUUCGAUUGCUUGCCGAAGGGGUCAGUCAUCAGUGUUUUUGUGCAAUCCUCCCAAUUUCUUCUCCAAUUGAAGCUGUUACUUCUCCUGUUUUUGGAUGAUUCCGUGACAAGACCAAGCGAUAAAAUAUCCUGCCUCACUUCCUGGGUACAGGAAAUCAUGCUGAUGCCUCCUCCUCGUAGUGACUUUUAAGAUCAUUGAGUCUCAAUUUCGAGGCUGAGCUUGACACCGCAAGGAGAACGGCCGCAACACCCAACAAUUCCCAAUACAUGUUGGCCAACACCACAGUACUCACCUGACGAUGAGGUGACGAAUGGCUCCUUGAACAAUCGAUGCGAUUACUAUGUCUGGUAGUGCUCCACAAGUGACGCUCCUGCAAGCGAGGAGUCAGGUGAAGGCCUAUACCACCAUGACAGGGGGGCCACCCUUCAACGGGGCCAUCCCUAACAUGAUGGUCAACUCGCCCUCUGGGCAGUCCAUGUCGCCUGUCUCGCCGCACUUUUUCGGUCUUCAGCCCUCGCCCCCCUCGAGUGUGCUGUCGCCUUCCCUGCCAAACCAACCCAUCUAUGUGGACACGUCCUCACCCUCUUCACAGUUCCAGGCCUCCAGCCCUCUCACCACUGAGAUUAAAUCUGAACCUCCCUCUUCCUAUAGUCCUCCUUCCAACGGCCUCGGGUUUUCUCAAGGCAACCUGUCCUCUGUAGGCAGUCCAAGCAGUCAGCACUCCUCAUUCCUCGUCAAGAGUGAGUCCCCUUCAUCUCAAGACUAUCCUCGGAUGCAGGAGAACGAAAGGAAGAAGAAGGGACAGGUACCCCGACCUCAGGAAGAGUUCUGCACCGUGUGUGGAGACCGAGCCUCCGGCUACCAUUACAACGCCUUGGCCUGUGAAGGCUGCAAAGGCUUCUUUCGACGCUCCAUCACAAAGAAUUCAACAUAUUCCUGCAAGUAUGGAGAUGGCUGUGAAAUCGACAUGUACAUGAGGCGGAAGUGUCAAGCCUGUCGCUUCAAGAAGUGUUACACGGUGGGCAUGAGGGCGGAGUGUGUUGUCCCGGAGAGUCAAUGUCAGAAGAAAAGGGCCAUUAAGCGCGCUCAAAAGGCCGCCCAGAAAGGAGAUGCUAGUUCAACCACCGCCAUUAACAAUGGCAAUGGCAAUGGGGUGGGAGGCAUUGGAAGUGGUGUGGGCUUAAACGGUUCUCAUACGCCGAAUUUUGCCGGGUUGGGCCUGGGCCUGACACUCGGCACUCGUUCCACCCUUUCCCAAAGACACCUUAAGCCUGAGGAGGAAGAGCUCAUCAACCGCAUUGUGUACUACCAAGAUGAGUAUGAGAAUCCUAGUGAGGACGACCUCAAUCGUGUAUACCAUGUGCCCCUUCAGUAUGCCAAUGAUACUAAGGGCAUUGAGAGUGAGUCAGACCGGUUGUUUCAACACAUCACAGAAAUGACAAUUCUAACAGUUCAGCUCAUUGUCGAGUUCAGUAAGCAUCUCCCCGGGUUCCAGACACUUUGCCGGGAGGAUCAAGUCAAUUUGUUGAAAGGUUGUUCUAGUGAGGUGAUGAUGUUGAGGGGUGCCCGACGAUACGACCCUCAACGAGACAGUAUUAUCUAUGCGAACAACUACCCCUUCUCUAAGGACAACUACGUGAAGGCCGGUCUGAGCAAUGAUACCCUCUUCCGCUUUUGUCGAAGCAUGUGCAAGAUGAAGGUGGAUAAUGCCGAGUACGCUCUCAUAACUGCCAUUGUCAUAUUCAGUGAGAGACACAAUGUCAAAGAGCCGAACCGGGUGGAAAAGAUCCAAGAGAUUUACGUCGAGGCCUUGCAAUCAUAUGUAAUGGCUAAGCAGAAGAAGGAGCCCAUGGUUACGUUUGCCAAGCUCCUGUCCGUCCUCACCGAGCUCAGAUCGCUUGGCAACAGCAAUGCUAAGACGUGCUUCAACCUGAGGAUGAUCAACCGGCAACUGCCCACCUUCUUGGCAGAGAUCUGGGACAUCAAAUAAACAUGAUUGGUGUCCUGUGAUGUGUUCUGUCCUCGUGCAACGUUUCGGGCCGUCUUCUCCCGCGCAGAGUGUUUCAUUCAGCCAUCACCAACCNUUCCGAUCUCCUCCUUUAAUGUGCAAUCUAUUUGUGUGUUUGUCUCUUCAUCGCCAAUUAUGGGCAAAUUUGUGUCAGCCACGAAUUCUGAAUGUAGUUAACAGGGACUCUUCUCC
Molecule: messenger RNA, 2690 nt
Organism: Tigriopus californicus
Lineage: Eukaryota; Metazoa; Arthropoda; Copepoda; Harpacticoida; Harpacticidae
Product: ecdysone receptor-like
Exons: 2
Coding region: 831-2480 (549 amino acids)
Biological process (GO): ecdysone receptor signaling pathway; positive regulation of transcription by RNA polymerase II; cell differentiation
Cellular component (GO): nucleus
Molecular function (GO): zinc ion binding; ecdysone binding; RNA polymerase II cis-regulatory region sequence-specific DNA binding
Source: RefSeq, a predicted model, not a curated record